This is a messenger RNA of Ctenopharyngodon idella (grass carp), 1044 nucleotides long. Its product is annotated as vomeronasal type-2 receptor 26-like. The annotation marks the transcript as partial. The transcript is spliced from 2 exons. The record is from RefSeq and is a predicted model, not a curated record. Gene Ontology annotation, cellular component: membrane. Gene Ontology annotation, molecular function: G protein-coupled receptor activity. Gene Ontology annotation, biological process: G protein-coupled receptor signaling pathway. NCBI's taxonomy places the organism in Eukaryota, Metazoa, Chordata, Actinopteri, Cypriniformes, Xenocyprididae.
UGACAGAUUCCCAAAGCAGUAUGCUCAGACACCUGCCCAAAUGGCACAAGAAAAGCACAAAUAAAAGGACGGCCUGUUUGCUGCUUUGACUGCAUCCCAUGUGCUGAUGGUUCAAUAUCAAAUACAACAGGAGCAGCAGACUGCACUCUUUGUCCUGAAGAAUACUGGUCAAAUGAGAGACGAGACAAGUGUGUCAUGAAAAUUACAGAGUUUCUAUCAUAUACAGAGACAAUGGGGAUUAUUCUGACUGCUCUGUCACUCUUUGGAGCCAGUCUUACUGUAGCGAUUAUGACUGUCUUCAUACACUUUAGAGAAACACCUAUAGUGAAAGCUAACAAUUCAGAGCUGAGCUCACUAUUACUUGUUUCACUGUUCUUUUGCUUUCUUUGUCCUCUUACAUUCAUUGGUGAGCCAACAAUGUGGUCAUGUAUGCUACGUCAUACAGCAUUUGGAGUUACUUUUGCUCUCUGCAUUUCUUGUGUUUUGGGGAAAACCAUAGUAGUUGUUACUGCUUUUAGAGCCACAUUACCAGGAAAUAAAUUGGCUGGAAAGUUUGGGCCAGUACAACAAAGAGUUAUUGUGUUCUCAUGCACUGCAAUUCAAAUAGUCAUCUGCGUACUAUGGCUUAUAAUAAACCCACCAUUUCCAGAAAAAGCUCUUAAGUAUUACAAUAAAAAGAUAAUUUUAGAAUGUAACACAGGUUCAGAUGUUGCAUUUUAUGCAGUUUUAGGAUAUAUUGGUCUUCUUUCAGCAAUAUGUUUGAUUUUGGCAUUUUUAGCUAGAAAACUACCAGACAAUUUUAAUGAGGCAAAAUUCAUCUCAUUCAGUAUGCUUAUAUUUUGUGUUGUCUGGGUAACAUUUAUACCUGCUUAUAUUAGUUCACCUGGCAAGUACACAGUUGCAGUAGAGAUUUUUGCAAUUUUGUCAUCUACCUUUGGCUUAUUGCUUUGUAUAUUUGUGCCGAAAUGUUACAUUAUUCUCAUAAAACCAGAGAAAAACACUAAAAAGCACUUGUUGGGGAAAUUUCAAAAGGCUAGCCUUUGA